CGUCGGCCCCGUGGACGCGUGGUCGUGUAAGCGGUACCGAGAUUGCGUCUUCUGACUACUGGCUCUCACUGGACCCGCCUGAGCCACAUCGGUUCGGGUUCGGGUUCGUCGCAGACAUGAAAACCCGCAACACUGGAUCCAGCCUGGCAUCCCAACUCGCGCUCCUAUGUCUCGUGUUCCAGGAGGGCAGCCACCGCAAAGUUAUAAACUCUUUGAUUGGCCCUUACAUUGCUUAUGGCGAACGCUUUUACAUGUGCGAACCAAACGGUAGCCUGCUUCCUUGGACAUGGUAUCUGCGCGGUUCUCACUUCAACCCAUAUAAACCAAAAGUGUUACAACUCAUGACAGGCAAUGUGACGGGGGUUGUGCCUUUUGAUGACCGCGGCUGGACGAAAAUAGUUGUGGAUCUUCGAUCAAACAAUCAAUGGAAGGAAAACGCCUUUGUCUUUAAUUUUAAUAAAAGGGGUCCAUGUUCAGUUUGCAAAGAGCAUGUCCCAAGUGCUUUCAAGCAGUUUUUAUUAAAGGGAGAAGAUGAAGGCGCCUGCCCAAGGCCACCAGGAGUUUACGAGGUUAAUGACACCGCAGUGGGCUGGACUUUCCCAAGCGUUCCAAUCAUACCUUACGGAACCUACAGGUUCAGAGUAACGUUUGGCAUAGCUGAAAACCUUCACGGAUGCUGGGUGGCAGAUGCUAAGACUGUUCCGAAAACCAACUAGGACUGGCAGCGUUCAGGGUGAUUUUAUUGACACAGUUUUUGUCCAA
Molecule: messenger RNA, 762 nt
Organism: Frankliniella occidentalis (western flower thrips)
Lineage: Eukaryota; Metazoa; Arthropoda; Insecta; Thysanoptera; Thripidae
Exons: 4
Coding region: 117-716 (199 amino acids)
Source: RefSeq, a predicted model, not a curated record